UUUACCACUGAAUCUUGGGAACAUGGCGGACAAGAAAGGCGACUCUGGUAGUGAAUCGGACAGUACAGAUGAGCCAGUUGUUGGAAAUGUCAACAAAUUUGCUGUUGUUCCACCGGGUUACACGGGGAGACCCAAGAAAGGACAUCUGAUUUUUGAUGCAUGUUUUGAAUGUGGUAAUCUUGGAAGAGUAGACUACAUAACAGAGUAUGAAUAUGACCUUUUUAUCAGACCAGACACUUGCAAUCCCCGUUUCAGAGUGUGGUUCAAUUUUACAGUGGAAAACGUUAAACAGGACCAGAGAGUUGUAUUUAAUAUUGUCAACUUUAGUAAAACCAAGUCCCUGUAUAGAGAAGGAAUGUCACCAAUGGUGAAGUCUACAAGCAGACAGAAAUGGACUAGGAUACCAGCGAAACAUGUGUAUUACUACCGAUGUCCGGACCACAGGAAGAAUUAUGUCAUGUCAUUUUCAUUUUGUUUUGAUCGGGAGGAUGAUGUUUACCAAUUUGCCUACUGCUAUCCUUACUCAUAUACUCGUCUACAAAAUUAUCUGGACAAUCUAGAAAAGAAGGGCAUGGACUUCUUCCAUAGAGAACUUCUGUGCUUAACUGUGCAACAGAGACGACUGGAUUUGAUAACAAUUACACAUCCAGACAACCUGGAUCCAGAAGAAAGCAAUCGUGUUGUAUUUGUUACUGCUCGUGUUCAUCCAGGGGAAACCCCCGCCUCCUAUUGUUGUCAAGGCUUUAUAGAUUUCCUAAUCAGCAAUCACCCUAUAGCCAAGAUUCUACGAGAGCACAUAGUUUUCAAAAUUGUCCCAAUGCUGAAUCCAGAUGGUGUUUAUUUAGGAAAUUACAGAUGUUCAUUGAUGGGCUUUGACCUCAAUCGUCACUGGAGUGAACCGUCACCAUGGGCACAUCCAACGUUAUAUGCCACCAAAAAUCUCUUAAUGGAACUAGAUCGCCAUGAUAAACAAACAAUUGAUUUUUACAUAGACCUACAUGCUCAUUCAACAUUAAUGAAUGGUUUUAUGUAUGGGAACACCUAUGAUGAUUUGGAGAGGGUAGAGAGACAUUCAGUGUUUCCUCGACUUUUGUGUACCAAUGCUGAAGACUUCUCACUGGCCAACACUAAUUUCAACAGAGACGCUGUAAAAGCAGGGACAGGCAGGAGAACACUGGGAAGUGUUUUGGAUGAGAAUUCCCACUGCUACACACUGGAGGUGUCUUUCUUCAGCUACCAGACAAAUUCAACCAGCCAGGCUAUGCCCUACACAGAAGAGGGAUAUAUGAAACUUGGCAGGAAUCUAGCAAGAACAUUCUUAGAUUACUACAAGUUAAUUGGUGUUAUAAGUGCUAAACCCAGCAGCAGCAUUGUACCGAAGCCUGGACGAUACAGCCUCCGUGACCGACAGGCUGAAAGGUCUCACACAGAUCCCCCUAAUGAGGGGGCUUAUCGGUUGGAUGAGCGUAGUGUUAGAAAGUCGUACCAACGAGAUUUUAGUAUCAACAGCAGCAAUGCUUUCUCGGAAUCUUCCUCCUCCAUUAGGCUUCAGCUGAGGGAAAAUCGACGAUACUGAUACUCCCUCAAAUUUCCUAAUGACUAGUAUUCUACUCAAAUGUAAAUUUACAUCAUAAUUACAGCUUUGUCAAUAAUUCGAAGCAUGUAAAAACUUAUUUUUAUGUCGAGUUCAACUGAUGAAUAUGUGAUGAUGAACAAAUCAUUAGUUAUUGAUGAUUAACAUUACAUAUUUACCAUUGCACAUAGAUUUAAUGAGACAUUUGAAAAAUGUUAUCAUGAGGUAUUUUUGUAUUGCUGCAAUUUAUUGUGUUGUGAAUGUAAAAAUGAUAAUUUCUAUUCAAUAGGAAUAUGAACUGACUGUGAUGUAUUUAUAUCAUAAUUUAUAUUGUUGUGCUGCCCACUUCUUAUCUGUAAGGGAUCACAAUGGCUGUUUUAUAUUUGAAAAAUUUUAUUUUUUAUUUUUGACAUCAAGUAAAUUUUCUUUGAUAGAUGUUUUAUAAAAUAUGUGCCAAUUCCUUCUGACAUGUGUGUGUACCAUCAGUCACUUUUGACUUGUGUACAUUUAAAUUUAGAUUUAGUCUAUGUAUAGGACAAUACAUAUCAUACAAAAAAAAUUACAAAACUGCUUUUAUACUCUCUUCCAUAACUAAGCAGCAGUUUUUGUUAUUUUAUAAAAGUACACUGCAAUUUUGCAGGAUUUCAGUUUCUGACAAUGUACAUAUGUUGUCCAUUAAUGCUUGACGGCAACAAAGUCUCAUUCUUUCACCAAACCAUGGAAUUUUAAUUUGGGUCUGUGCGUUUCCCAGAUAUCUCUAAUACCAUAUUUAAGUUUUAGUAAGGAAAUAUCACAUGAUAACUCUCCCCAUGAUUUAUGGAAGACCCCAUUGUUUUUAGCCUAAUAGUCCUCUUUGCCACAAUGUGACAAAAAAUGGUUUAUGGUGAUAUCUCAAAUACUGUUGGAGUUUUAGCAGUAAAAUUUCACAUGCAGAGUUUCCAUGAUUCAGGGGGAUGACCCCUGUAGAAUUUUGAGUCAGAAGGUCAAGGUAACAGAAGUACAUUAUAUCUCAGAUAAUGAAAACUCGCAUCACAAAAGGACAACCCAUUUUUCUUUGGAGGGUCAUAUUUCAAGAUUGACAGCUCAUAUAUGGUAAGAAAUUAUUUCUGAAUAAUAUCUAAAAUACUAUUUGAUCUUUGGUAAUUAAACUGGACCCGUUGCACGACUAGUUAUCACUGUAUAAAUGUAAGAGUUGGUGACAAGUUUACUGUUAGUUAAAAGUUAAUUAACCUUCUUGCAACUGGGUCUAUCAUAAAGAUUUCCCAAUAGUCACUUUUUUUUAGGUUCAAAGGUCAAGGUCACAUAUAUACAAAAUAUUAAAUGCAUGGUCUUUGAAUACUAUAUCUACAUUACAAUGAAACUUUAUAAGAAAAGUCUUCUUUAAAUGUUUCCCAUUUCAAAAAAAUCAGAGAUCAAAUAAGUUUAGAUUUAUACCUGGAGUCCUCACUUUGUAGGUCACCUGAGCUGAAAGUUUGAGAGAGCUUUUCUGAUCACCCUUUGUCGUGUAUCCAUCUGUAUGUAAACUUUGAACAUUUUAGACUUCUCCAGAACCACAGAGCUAAUUUCAACCAAACUUGCCUCAAAGCAUGCUUUGGUAAAGAGGAUUCAAGUUUUUGUUUUUUUUUUCAAAUGAAAUGCCACACCCUUUUUGAAGUGGAGAUAGUUAAGAAUUGUGGAAAAUUCUGUGGUGAUGAUAAGUGAUACUGAUAGGGUUUUCAUAUAUGCAUUCCUUGUGACAAGACCUUUUUUAUAGUAACAAACAUUUUGACCUUGACGUUUGACAUACAUUUAAGAAAACUUAACCCAUUCAAUAUCUCCUGAAAUAUAUGUGGUUGAGCUUUCAUAUAAUGUAUAAAGAUUUUUUAUGGCAAGACCUUUCAUUUCUUACCUUCAUCCUUGACCUUCUCCAGGACAGCAAGAUCAUGUUAGUCAUAUUGGUUUUGAGGCAUCCCCAUGUUGUGUGAAUUCCAAUUUGGUUAUGUCAUGACCUAGUGGGACUAGGUUGGGGCCAAGCUGUGGCAUCAAUUGAGAAUUGAAAAUUUUUUUUUUUUUAAAAAUCUUAACAUCAGUACCUUGGUGACUCAGGUGAGCAAUGUAUCCCAUGGCCUCGCUUGCUUAUUGAACUGAAUAAACUGAUCAGUUUCCAGUCCUGUGUGCAUGACAUGUCAAUUUUGAACCACUGUAUGAAUACUUAUCUAACUUGUUAUUAAGUAGUAGAAAGUUUUAGUCGAUAUUUCAUUAUUAUAACUUGAUAUUGUCAUCAAGAGUCAUGAUUUGUUAAUGAUGAAUGCUUCACCAAUAAAAUUAAAUACUUUAUAUAUG
Ostrea edulis (European flat oyster) is the source of this 3895-nucleotide messenger RNA. Its product is annotated as cytosolic carboxypeptidase 6-like. Gene Ontology annotation, molecular function: zinc ion binding; metallocarboxypeptidase activity. The record is from RefSeq and is a predicted model, not a curated record. The transcript has 12 exons. Bases 23 to 1576 code for a protein of 517 amino acids. NCBI's taxonomy places the organism in Eukaryota, Metazoa, Mollusca, Bivalvia, Ostreida, Ostreidae. Gene Ontology annotation, biological process: proteolysis.